This is a messenger RNA of Nicotiana attenuata, 1537 nucleotides long. RefSeq lists its product as uncharacterized. Lineage: Eukaryota; Viridiplantae; Streptophyta; Magnoliopsida; Solanales; Solanaceae. Bases 445 to 1293 code for a protein of 282 amino acids. The record is from RefSeq and is a predicted model, not a curated record. The transcript has a single exon.
GUCCAAAUCUCACUCUCAAUAAUAGUAUAGAAAUGCACGACCGAGCAAGGAGCGUGACAAUCUCUGAAGCAGUAACUGUUUCGAACAGGAGACACGCGUCCAGUAACUGGAACCUCCCACCAAAAGUAUUCCCCACUUUGGUUCUAAUGAGGUACAUACGUGUCACCUUUUUGUCUGAGUGCUCUAUACGUGUCCACAUGCUAAUUGGCUCUUACGUGCACACCAAUCAGAGCAACCAAUUUCCCUGGAUACGCUGCUUUAUCAUGGGACCCACCUAAUCCCUGUCCACCAAUCAUAACUCUUCACUACUCUACGUUUGCCCUAGACACGUGGCUUUCCUUCACCCCAAUCACUGUGCUGUAACUAUGAUAAUCCGCUCGGCCACCGGUCAAAUGUUAUUCUUUCGGUCUAAAAAAAGCUCCUCCAGAAAGCUCCUCAGCUGUGAUGGACGGUGGAAAUGAUUGGCCCGCCGCUAGAUACGCCGGUGGACCGCAGGAUACAACGAUAAUGAACCGGAUAAUGCUAAGAUUCCGACCAAUCGCACCUAAACCGGUCGCCGGGGGUUCAUCUCCUGGUUCAACACCGGAAGGAAACAAGAUAGAACUUGUUACUAAACGAAGAGUCAAAAGAAAGUACGUUAGAGUUAAGAAAAAUAGCAAGUGCAAAAGUAACAAAGAAGAAGGAGAAAAGGACGGAUCCUUACAGUUUACUGAUAGUAAAACUGUUUUAACCCUUCAGUUGAUGCCUGAAAGCAGUAUCAGCGUUAAGAACUCUCUAGAAAAUAUCGGAUCUAGACCUUUUUGGAUGAAUUUUCAGAAAUCGGAGAAUAACGAUGUUUUAACAGUAGGAUCAGUGGAUCGGAUAGAUCGGACUGUGGAGAUACAGAAGAAAAGGGUUAUAGAGUCAUGGGUGAUGGUGGAUAAAAUGACAAACACGUUGGUAGAUGGAGAAGCGUUAGGGAGUACGGACAUGGAGAAGAUGAAGAAUCUGGAAGCUGACACGUGUCCAGGGCUCAUAUCGGACGGCUUAGAUAGGGUUCAGUGGGUGAAUCUGGCGUAUAGGAGAAUGGUUGAUCCUCUAGAAGGUUCUGGAACGCCGCCGGAGCUGGUGACGUGGUUGGUAGUGAAGGAGAAAAUAAAUUUGCCUUCUUCUUUGCCAGCUUUUGCAUGCACUGUAAGGAUACUGUAUAUGAAGCACUCACAGACAAUGCCGUGUGAUGUGUGGAAGAUGGAUUUUGGAGGAUUAUUUGCAUGGAGAUUUGAUGCUAAAGCUGCACUUAGUUUGGGUCGUUGAAGAAAUUCAAAACCCUCUUCAAUUCCUGCAGCAAUAAGGGAUAAUCAAAAGCUAGCAGGUAAUUAUAUUUUAUAGUAUAUCUCAGCCAAAAUCAUGGCGCCCUAAUGCAAAAUAAUGAUUGGUAAAAUUUGUGCUUCUUUUGCGCAUAAGGAUGCACUUCUUGUUUAAAUCUCUACUUAUAAUUGUAAAAAGAUAUUGUUGAAAUCGUGAAUUGUGAAAUUGACUAGCUUUCUGUUAAUUUCAA